This is a messenger RNA of Pollicipes pollicipes, 2021 nucleotides long. RefSeq names its product alpha-2 adrenergic receptor-like. Gene Ontology annotation, molecular function: adrenergic receptor activity. Gene Ontology annotation, biological process: G protein-coupled receptor signaling pathway. The record is from RefSeq and is a predicted model, not a curated record. Bases 59 to 1486 code for a protein of 475 amino acids. The transcript is spliced from 2 exons. Gene Ontology annotation, cellular component: plasma membrane. NCBI's taxonomy places the organism in Eukaryota, Metazoa, Arthropoda, Thecostraca, Pollicipedomorpha, Pollicipedidae.
AACGCUGACCGGCCACGCGCCGCCGGUGCCCCGGAGCCGCGGCGGUGAGCGCGACGCCAUGGCGCUCAACGGCACAGCGGAAGCCACCACGGCCGCGCUGCCAGCGCCCGACGACGCCGGCAACGCCAGCAACGUGACGUUCGUGAUGUACUCGUGGGGAGACGCUAUUCAUCCCAGCGGCUAUUCGACGCCGCGCAUCGUGCUGACUGCGAUUGCAGUGACGCUCAUCAUGGUGGUGGUGGUGGUGGGCAACAUGCUGGUCAUCAUCGCCAUCGCCACUGAGAAGGCGCUGAAGGGUAUCCAGAACUGGUUCAUCGCCUCGCUGGCCGUGGCGGACUUUCUGGUAGGCCUGGUCAUUAUGCCGUUUUCGCUGGCCAAGGAGCUGAUGGGCUACUGGAUCUUCGGCGAGCUCUGGUGCAGCCUGCACGCUGCCAUCGACGUGCUGGUCUGCACCAGCUCCAUCAACAACAUCUGCCUCAUCAGCCUGGACCGGUACUGGUCCAUCACGCAGGCGGUCGACUACCUGAAGAGCCGCACGCCGCGGCGCGCCGCGCUCAUGAUCGCCUUCGUCUGGCUCUUCAGCGCCCUCAUCUGCAUCCCGCCUCUGCUCGGUUGGAAGAAGACGCGGCCGCGCGCCCAGUUCCCGCAGUGUGAGCUCUCCGCCGACGUGGGCUACGUGCUGUACUCGGCGCUGGGCAGCUUCUACAUCCCCUCCAUCAUCAUGAUCUUCGUCUACAUCCGGAUCUACUUCGCAGCUCGCAGCCGGGCGCGCCGGUACGUGAAGCGGCGUCCACGCGCUGCCCCCGUCUCCACCACGGCGCUCACCACCGCCGAGGUGCACGAGCCGCUCGGCGGCGACCCAGACACCUUCAAGUGCGAUCGUCCACCGCAGGGCGGCGCCACUGACAGCUGCCGCUCCGCGGUGAGCCGCACGGCGUGCGCCGAGCGAAGCGUGGCGAGCACCGGCGCGCCGGAAACAAAUGGCGCACUGGCCGCGCGUCGGACGCCGUGCCGCGAGUCGGACGCGGACCCGUCGUCGUCCGGGUCGGGUCAGAUCGGGUCGGGUCAGAUCGUCAAGUGCACCGUAAUCCGGCCGCUGAAGCGGCACUUCUGCACUCCCAUGUGGAACAAGAGGUCGUCCAAGGCGAAGCGAGAGAUGAUCGACAUGGGCCGGCUGAAGGUGCUGAGGGGCACGUCCAGCCGCAUUGGUCGCGACCCGGAUCGUGAUAAGCGCCGGCUGGCGCGCAAAAAGGAGAAGCGCGCAACACUCAUCCUGGGGCUCAUCAUGGGCUCGUUUAUCGCUUGCUGGCUGCCCUUCUUCUUCCUGUACGUGCUGAAGCCACUCUGCCAGAGCUGUCACGUAGCCGACUGGGGCUUCGACUUCGCCUUCUGGCUGGGCUACAUCAACUCGGCGCUGAACCCGGUCAUCUACACCAUAUUUAACAAGGACUUCAGGCGGGCGUUCCGGCGGAUUCUGUUCAAGUGAAAGCCCAGGCUCAUGGACUGCUCGAGUGGGAACGCAGCUGGCAGGGGUUGACUUGAAGUGGCCUCGACAGUUGCCCUACUCCGGACUCCGGAUUCUGAAGUGUCCUCGACAGUCGCUGUACUCCGGAAUCCGGAUUUCGAAGUGACCUCGACAGUCGCCGUACUCCAGACUCCAGAUUCCGUUGCGAGUCCUGAUUCCAGGGCCGCCACGGCUCUCACCCGAGACGUUACCUUUCCGAACUUUUGGCGGAGCGCACGGCGGAAGUCCGAUGGUGGUCAGAACAGCUUCACUGGAUGCGAUAUUGUGAUAGCGGUUUUUGUACAGUACUGGCGGUGACCCGUACAAAGAACAGAUGUUCACACGUGUGGUGGCAAUGUGAUGUGAUUAUUUUGCGCUGGGCACGCUGUACUUGUGUGUAUGGGGCUGUUGUGAAGCUAUCGGAAUAUCCUCUCUGCAGUGCUGGAGAAAUACAUGAGUUGGCAUUGCUGCGCAAUCUCGCUGCCCCAAUGACAGAUAGCAACGGCAGAAAUAAAAA